Brassica napus (rape) is the source of this 2359-nucleotide messenger RNA. RefSeq names its product defensin-like protein 109. The transcript has 2 exons. The record is from RefSeq and is a predicted model, not a curated record. Lineage: Eukaryota; Viridiplantae; Streptophyta; Magnoliopsida; Brassicales; Brassicaceae. Bases 1 to 237 code for a protein of 78 amino acids.
AUGGAUUUCACUAAGAGAAUUUUGAUGGUGUUUGCUCUAACCAUUAUGUUGGGUAUCUCCUCUGUUCAGUGCCGUCAAAGUCUGGAGCUCAUGCCUUGGUCUGGAGAAAAAUUUACUCAAUGUUUCGACUCAGGCCCAUGUCGGCAAGGAAUGAUGAAAUGCAUUGAGUUCUGUACCUCAAUGGGGACUGUAAACGGACAAUGUAAUAGUGAAAAUAUAUGCUGUUGCAUUCAUUAGUGUUACUCUAAAAGUCUGGAUCAACGUUGCCUUUUAACUAUGGAGGAGAACCCUUGAUAUGAUUACUGUAUCCCAACUCUUUAUUUGUAGAUGACAUAUUGUCAUGUGCUGAUAAUGUAUGAUGGUUACUAUAUUUUUUACUCAACAUCAAUUUUCAUUAGUUAAAGUGUAGGAAUACAAGAUUUCAACCUAAUAUAAUCGACAUAUUCUAUUAUCACUUAAGAACACUAAGAUAGAGUCCUUAUGACAAAUUUAUAUUACGACUCGAGAUGAACUGUCUUUUGACCUCUAAUUAAAGCAUCUCCACUAAAAACAUUAAUGGUAAUGAAGAAAAGCGCUGUAGACUAUUAAGGCUAAAUUAAAAUCUUUUUUUUAAUCUAAAUUAAAAUCAAUACUAUUGUUUUGCUAGAAGGUAGGUUUGUGUGACUUUCAAUAAUUAAAGCAAUAAUGUAAGACCACUGAAAAAGACUUGUAUUGUUAAUUAAUGCAGCACAAUGAAGAUGCUUAUUCUAUAUCAUAGUUUAUACAUGUGAUUUUUUAAUUAUUCAUGCCACGAGGUCCCAACAACCGUUGUGGAUAAAGCUGAGUAAUUGUUGAUAGUGAGUCAGGUGACUGUGGUUUUAAAUUCACCAAGUUGCUUAAUAUUUUUAUGCUAUCACAAACUAUCUUGAUUUGAAUCAGAACCGUCGUAAAGCUGAUAGUACCGUAUUAUAAAAACUACGGAGAACUGAAUAUUGUAAAUAAUAAAAUUGAUAAAAUUAUACCAAAGAUUAAGAAAAAAAUGAUAUAACUGCAGAUACGAGAUAUUAUCUAUUUUUUUAAUUCAAAAUAUGUCCCGUAAUGCGACGGUUCGAUAAUGUAAGAAGUUCCAAGAUACAACUGUAAAUAAUCUUAUGAUUUGCGUCACUCUAUCAGAAGUCUGGCGAAACUAGUUUUGUGUACUUUCAGACUCUAAAAAAAUAUCAAAGAAAAAGAGAGAAAAUAAAAUGAGGAAUUGUUGAACAAAGAUUUCUUUUCCAAUAUCUCUUAUGAAUGAGCUUUCACGUAUUGUUAUAUAACUUCAAAAGUCAAAUACGUACGUUAUGUGAUCAUGGAGUAAACUAAUGCAGUAAUGAGAAUUGAUUCUCCAUUACUCACGUUAGUGGGCAAAGUAAUAAAUGGUUUUGACCAAACAAAUCAAAGCCAAUAAUACUUUAUAUGAGUUUGCAUUUUUAUGUUUAAAUAAAACAUAAAAGAUCAUCAUAAAUAAAAUUAGAAAGAUUUAGUUAAUUGACAUAAUGUCCAACUAACAAGAUCAGUUUAUAAUCCAAACCCAAAUAUUCAAAGUGAUUUAUAUGCUAAGUUGCCAAAUAUAAAAAGCUUUUUAUAUCAUUAACUUUGGAUCUUCAUUUCUCAUUCAAAACAACUCCGAUUUUGACCAAUAAAUACACUAACUCAUAGUGUUCAUGGUGACGAUUACAUCAAGCCCGAAUUCUGGUCAUUCCGAUAGAUGUCUUCGUCGAAAAAAACCAUCGGAAAAAUGGUCCACACCACUUUGUCAAAAACGAGUUCCAACAAUCCCCCACAUGAAUAGAAAUGAUUCUAUACACGUGAAAAAAGAAGAAAAAAAAUUGACUUUUGAGAGUACGAGCGAAAAAUCCACUGCAUGAUGAGUUGGUAGCAAUUUUUCAGCCUUGAACCAAUCAUUGUUAAUAACUAUCGGAUUUACUCGGCCAGAAGGUGGCCAUGAUGUCUUGAACCUCCCGGGCUUUGGUGUAAACCUAGACAAUAGCCAAAACACACCUUCGUUCUCUCACAAAACAAAAUUUUCUAUUGUGUUCAUUUUGGCCGUGAACAUUCUUGGUAAUCAUGAGUGAACUUGGAGAAUAUAACAUUUCCUUCAUUCUCCUAGAAAAGGCUUCAUUUCACAUUCACAAGGUGAUUUGCCAUUGCUUUGUUUGGAGGAAUAUCAUGUACUACUCCAUUCAUAUGUCAAAGCUAUGGACAAAUCAUUAAAAGCAAAUGCUUAUCCUCUAUUCCUUACAUGUAGCACUGUUUAGUCAUCCUGGGAACUGGGUAUAGACUGAAGUCUGACAGUGAUUUGGACAGAUUUAGUUUGAUUUAGUUGUUUCCUUGAACUUAU